Messenger RNA from Histoplasma capsulatum G186AR, 432 nucleotides. RefSeq lists its product as uncharacterized. Bases 1 to 432 code for a protein of 143 amino acids. The record is from RefSeq and is a predicted model, not a curated record. NCBI's taxonomy places the organism in Eukaryota, Fungi, Ascomycota, Eurotiomycetes, Onygenales, Ajellomycetaceae. The transcript is spliced from 3 exons.
AUGGCCAAGACUCAUAAUCUAACGACUGUGCUAAUACUCCGUGUGGCUUUCUUAAGCCUGUUAACUGUCAAAUAUGUCAUUUUCGAAGCAGUAAGCGCUGAGCUUGGCCAACAAAAGAUGAUGUGCCUCGCAUGUUUCAAGCCAGUCAAACCUAUCACCAGUCAACUGCUGUUGGGUAUUGGGGGUCCAUUUUCUACCGGAGAGGUCACAACUCCUCAAUGUGAGGGUGCUUGGACAGUUCAGGCUCAAGGCUUUCUCUCGAGUCUCGAUGCCGAAUGUCUGCCCAAAAUCUCACCGUAUUUCAACCCGGCUCUGUGCUUUAUCAUUGAUAUUUUCACAUACGGCGUACAAGCAUCAAAACUUGCCAGGGGCCAAUUUUCAUGCUCGAAGCGCCAGGGAGAGAAAGUCGUUGGCGCGUUGCACCUAAUUUAG